CGCGAGCCAACCACGCAGUGUUCAACAAGUAGUAGCAGCAACAGUUGAAAUUUUAACCAGAUUCUGGUUCAGUAAUUCGAACGGUUUCCAGAUAAAUAUUUUAAAAGACAUCAACGACCCGCGCAUUAAUCCCGAGAACAUCCGGAGAGGCUGUAUAAACACAGAGACACCGCCAUGAAGCCCGACAUCCUAGCGUUCUGCAUCUUGGCAACCACGAUCCUGGGCAGCGGGACAAGUCACGUCGCCGGCUUCUUAGCUUCCUCCCAGACCUCGACAAACGGAGGAGGAGCAGGGGUAGAGAAAGUGGGUAACCACCAGGGAGUUGCAUCCGGGCCGCCACAUCGCCUGCAUCUUCCCAUUUUCGGAGUGGCGGUCGGCGGGGCACCAGCUGCUCCUUCGUUGGACGUCCAGGAGGCCCAGGAGCGAGCUGUUUACGAUCCCGGCGAUGAAUUACUCCACGCCCAGGAACUCGGAUUGGCUGCGGUUCCUCCGCCUGCGGGCCCCGACUACGCCGAUGCGGUAUACAAUGAACUGGAGCUGGCCAGCAAGUUCGAGGUGCUCAAGAAGAUGGAGGAGGAUUUGCGGGCCGAGCAGGAACUGGUGGACAAAUCCGCUUUGCUCAUGAAAAUGCUAGAGGAUCCCUCAUUGGAAACUUUGCCCCUGGUUUACGUUGAGGAGGAAGAGCCGGAGGCCGUGAUUCCUUCCGCCGGAGCCGAGGAAUACGCCGACUUGGAGAACGCCGUGCAGGAUUUGGUUUUGGGCCAGAGCAAGCCCAAGCGUUCGCGCUACUAUCGCAGGUAUCCGUGGAAGCGCCACAACAAGAAUCGCGGUUCUUACAUGAAUUCUAUCAACAGCAACUAUGAACCGGAAUUGCGAUAUGCCUGCACGCCGAGUAAGGAGGAUAUAUUUAAGUUGCUGGUCAAUCUGCACGAGAAUCGCAAGGGCAACCACAGCAAGACGGUUAACUUCUGCAAUCGCAAGCGUCCUGCCAAGGCGGUCUUCACCAACAUACGAUUCCUGGGCUAAGGCGAGGGAUGCAGGACAUAGACGGUACACAAAAGCAAGCCAAGGAAACAAAAAAAACCAAGAAACAAAAACCCAGACACCGACAGGACACUGACAUAUGUAUACCAAGCAUCAAUUGUACAUUGCUGACAAAGUCGAGCGCCAAACUGGAGAACAACAAGCACUAACAAUUAGCCUAACUAACUAACUAACUACUAACUAUCCAACUAAACGAACAGAACUAAAAAUAACUUGUUAUCUUGUAGGGAAUACAGCCCAUUGUGGGGCAAUUUAAAGUAAUACCCUAAUACCUUGCCCCACCACCCCUAAUUCUAAUUGUAGACAAUUAAAACUUUUAUAACUCUCAAUGUGUUGUAUAUACUAACUAACUAAAUAAACAAAGUUCUAGUAGCUCCCUUUGUUAAUUUGGUUGUGGUCGUUGCGUGUGCUAAUCCAUGAAAUUGCAAAAACGUUGCCAUAUCACUAAAAAGUCUCGUAACGUCUCUCGGUCCAUUAUGCUAGUAUUAUAAAAUAAUAAAUGGAACCACGAAACCCAAAAAUGCUAUAUCAAUGUGUAUAUACGAGAAUAUUAAAUUGUAUUAACAUAAAUGUGUACGUAUUAUCUAUUUACUAAAUCAAACUAUCUCUAAUGUAAAGUCGAGAAAUAUAUAUAUUUCAAAUAAACUUAUAAAAUACGUUUAGUCUUGUGCAAUUAAA
Messenger RNA from Drosophila takahashii, 1722 nucleotides. NCBI's taxonomy places the organism in Eukaryota, Metazoa, Arthropoda, Insecta, Diptera, Drosophilidae. The record is from RefSeq and is a predicted model, not a curated record.